AUGAUCCCCACAUACUCUUCUUCAUUACUUAAGGCUUCCACAAUGUAUGUCAAAGCAUUUCUCGCCUUCUCAUGUUGCCUACUCAAGAAAACGCAUGCUUUCCAUCGACCCAAGUCACCCCAACCGUUUCAACCUGAAAGUCAAGCUGGGCGGACGCCCGUAGAUUCCUCAGCGGUCCCAACAGCCCCAGCCAAACAACACGAUGCGGCCGACAGUCAAGGCCCUUCUCUACAUUGCGACCUUUGGAAAUCUGCCUAUGAUCAACUGUACCAAGAGGAGCGGGAUAUCUUGUCGGAAGUACAAGCUACUACCCGACGAAAAAACAACGACAAGAAGCGCUCCCAAACUGUAGCAGUCAUCGACGAUGUUAUUCAGAUAACGGAGGAGCAAUACAAGGAAUAUCAGAAAAAAGGCAUAAAAAUCCGAAGGUCAGGAGGGGAAGACUUCGACCUUCGAAAGCUUUCACGAAAAAUUCUUAUUGCUGCCUUGUCCUUCAAAGACGUCGUGAACACGGUGGUGUCUUUCGAUCCUACCCAUCACGCCGCAAGUGCAUGGGCAGUCAUCUCCCUUGGUUUGAGCAUGACACAAAACCGACUAGAUCUCCAAGACGCUUUAUUUGAAUCUUCCGAAUUCCUCGCGGAAGUCCUUUCUGGGUGCGCCUAUAUUGAAACCACCUUCUACCAGAAUGGACCCAUUGCAAAAUCGAAGAUCGAAAGUGCGACUGUCGGGAUCUAUAAAGCAAUUCUUCGAUAUGCAGCGGAAGUGCUGACCGCUCAGAAUGCUGGUGUCGGAAGGAAAAUACUAUACAGUGUUACCCCGAUAACUGAUCAACGGCUUAUGGAACUGCGAUCUUCUGUUGAAACUGAAUGGCAGAAGCUCUGUCAGCUGGUGCAAUUCGACGCACUAGAUAAAGGGUUGCAAAAUGACAAACGAGCAGAGCUUUAUUUGGCCAGGAUUGACGACGAGGUGUCCAAAGUUCUCCGCGUCCUCAUCCAAGAUUUCAGUCUGCCCGUUGCGGAAGGAGCUCUUUAUAAUUCAUACGCGAAUCAGGGCGAUGACACCUGCCUUCCAAAUACCAGGGUUGAUUUGCUCAGCGAAAUCUCCAAAUGGGCGGAAUCCUGCGAAGGCAAACAUAUAUUCUGGCUGAACGGUAUGGCUGGGACAGGCAAGUCUACUAUCGCUCGAACGGUUGCUCAUUCCUUCGACGAGAAGGGGAAACUAGGAGCUAGCUUCUUCUUUAAAAGGGGUGAAGCCGACCGCGACAAUGCGAGAAGGCUUAUACCAACCGUCACGAAAGAAUUGAUGAAAAAGAUUCCGCAGCUGGUACCUGGUGUCCUUGCAGCGAUUGAACGCGACCCGGAUAUCUCAUCAAAAGCUCUCAGCCAUCAAUUCGAUGCACUCCUUCUUCAUCCCUUACAGGAAUUAAAGCUACAUCGAAAUAUCAAUAUGGUAGUUGUGCUUGAUGCAUUGGAUGAGUGCGUAUCUGCCGACAUACAUAUUCUACUCAAGCUCUUGCCGCAGUUGCGAAAGUCUACGUCUAUUCGCUUGCGGAUCUUCCUGACAAGCCGACCUGAACUACCCAUACGCCGUGGGUUCAAGCAAAGUGGUGAUCAUCAAGAUCUCGUUCUUCAUGAGCUUCCUAGUCCAGUGAUCGAGCAAGACAUAAGACUCUUCUUGAGAGUGCGUUUAUCGGACAUCCGGAAAGAAAAUUCCCUCCCCCGAGACUGGCCUCGCGAUGAUGAAAUGGAAAAGUUAGUGACCUUAUCUAUUCCUCUCUUUAUCUACGCAGCUACAGUCUGCCGUUUUAUCGGAGACGGAAAAAGAAGUCCAACGCAGCGUUUAGCAACGGUUCUCCAGUCCGAAGCUGCUAAACCUUCAUCUCAGAUGGAGCGUGUUUACCGACCUGUGUUGAUGCAGGUACUUGGUGAUGAUCCAAAGGAAUCUCAUGAUCUUGUCAGAGAGUUCCGAAAUAUAGUUGGUGUUAUUAUUCUUCUCGCCACCCCCCUCUCAGUGUACACUCUUGGCCAGCUUCUCUCUACAUCGGUCGAGGACAUUAGCUACUUAUUGGAUAAGCUGCACUCUGUUCUCGCCGUGCCAGAGGACAUCAAUUCACCUGUCCGCACUCUCCAUCUAUCAUUCCGAGAAUUCCUCCUCAACACAGGAGAGGAAGACCUCCAUGUGAAUGAGAGACUGACCCAUGGAGAGAUACUCUCACAUUGUCUCGGGGUUAUGAAAUCUGGACUGAAACGUAACGUGUGCGGUCUAUCCAGUUAUGGGACCCUGCGGGAAGAUGUUGCGAGUCAAGUCAUUGACCAGUAUAUUCCGCAAGCAUUGCAAUAUUCCUGCCGCUACUGGAUGUAUCAUUUUGAGAAGGCUGGCGACAAGGAACGGGAAAAGGACAUAUUCCCUUUCCUCAAGGAGUACUUCAUUCAUUGGCUAGAGGCAAUGAGCUUGCUGGGACUUGCGUCAGAGACUGUUGGUAUCAUUGGUACUCUUCGGACAAAGUCGGUGACCGAUGUAGAGUUUUUGAAAUUCUUACAGGACGCUUACCGAUUUGUUUUGAAACACGCCCAAAUGAUCAACAUGGCUCCGCUUCAAGUCUAUUGCUCCGGACUCGCGUUCUCGCCAACAGACAGUAUUGUUAGAAGGAUAUUCAACAACAAACAACCUAGCUGGUUGCCUGUCUUGCCGCAAGUGCAUAAGUCAUGGAGCGCAGAGCUCCAGACGCUUGAGGGCCAUUCCUCUUGGGUUUCGUCAGUGGCCUUCUCACCGGACGGCCAGAGGAUCGUGUCAGGUUCUGACGAUAAUACGAUCAAGCUCUGGGAUGCCCAGACCGGCUCAGAGCUGCAAUCCCUCCAGGGCCAUUCGGAUUCGGUCCACUCAGUGGCCUUCUCACCGGACGGCCAGAGGAUCGUGUCAGGUUCUGACGAUAAUACGAUCAAACUCUGGGAUGCCCAGACCGGCUCAGAGCUGCGAUCCCUCGAGGGCCAUUCGCGUCCGGUCUACUCAGUGGCCUUCUCACUGGACGGCCAGAGGAUCGUGUCAGGUUCUGACGAUAAUACGAUCAAGCUCUGGGAUGCCCAGACCGGCUCAGAGCUGCGAUCCCUCGAGGGCCAUUCGGAUUGGGUCCACUCAGUGGCCUUCUCACCGGACGGCCAGAGGAUCGUGAUAUACGGUAGCAAGAUCAGACUCUGGGAUGCCCAGACCGGCUCAGAGCUGCAAUCCCUCCAGAGCCAUUCGGAUUAUGUUACAUACGCCUUUUUGGGAAAUUUCCGUGUAGAGCACAAACAAGGCUCUCAUAUAUCAGUUGAGAGUUCUUGGGUAUGCUUCCGAGGUGAAAGAGUAAUAUGGCUUCCCCCUGAACUUCGUGAACCUAGUUGUCGUGCUAUCAACCAUGAUAUACUGGCCCUUGGGGCCUGGGAGAGCUGGGCCUUAUAUUUUGAUUUCCAUGGCCUGGAAAUUUCCAGCCACUUGGACUUCGAAGGUUUUUAUAUCAAAUGGGUCUUCAUAACUUCCGAAGUUGUUACCAUGAGUUGUAGCCGCUGUCUGCGCGAUGAGACAAGCCAACGCAGUUAUAGAGCCAACCGCAUUUUCGAUCAGUCGUGCGCCCACUAUAUACCCCUUGGCUGUCCUAGCACCUUCGCCUUUAAUUGUUAUAGUGCUUACAGAGCUGACUUUAGGGAAUCAUCACGUUCAGGCUACGGCUCAAUAAAAUAUCCAAAGGUCGGGGCAGCGGGUCAGAAAAAUGAUUAUCAAAUGUUUGUUGGUCAAUCCGAUUUCGAGAACGACUGUACAUUAACAAGAGUUUACCGAAAUUGA
Messenger RNA from Aspergillus fumigatus Af293, 3819 nucleotides. RefSeq names its product NACHT and WD40 domain protein. The coding region runs from base 1 to 3819 and encodes 1272 amino acids. NCBI's taxonomy places the organism in Eukaryota, Fungi, Ascomycota, Eurotiomycetes, Eurotiales, Aspergillaceae. The transcript has 9 exons. The record is from RefSeq and is a predicted model, not a curated record. Gene Ontology annotation, molecular function: protein binding.